AAAUGAGACCCAAAUAGGUAGUUGGGCUCGCGUCGGCAGCGAGAUCGCGAGAAUUACAUAAUGAAAAAGCAAUAUAAGAGGUAGCGGUGCGAUGCGGUAUUUUAGCUAUUGGAUAUAUACACGCAUGUCUCGGUAUUAGAUCAAGUAUAUAAAUUCCCCCUAGAUGAAUCCGGUACGCUAAGGGAACGCCAACAUCAUCAUGCUUCUUCCAUUCAUGAAAUCCCAAGAUGGUGGACCGCCUGAGAUAUAGCCAUGUCCAGCUCGAGCAAUAUUUCGACCGAAUCGCGCUCCCUAAGCAAAAGCGAUUGUUUUCGGUAGCGACAAUCUCAGACGAUGAAAAGCUAAGCUACUUAGCUCUCCUUCAUAAACACCACCUAGUGCGAAUACCGUUUGAGAAUUUAACGCAGCAUUAUUCAUGGCAUAGAACUGUCAAUGUUCGGCCUCAGCACUUAUUCAACAAGAUUGUACCCCCGCCUAGUCGUCGUGGCGGUUAUUGCAUGGAGGUGAACUCCUUGUUGCACACCGUCCUUCUAAGCCUUGGGUUCCAAGUCUAUAUGGCCGGCGCCCGUAUUUAUAAAAAAGAUAUCGACAAGUAUGGCGGCUUCUCGCAUUGCGUGAAUAUUAUCAUCAUUGGUAACGAUCGGUACAUGGUGGAUGUCGGUUUCGGCGCCAACGGACCUACGGCUCCAGCACCCCUGCACCACGAUGAGCCGCGCGUGCACAUCGAAGGCACAGGUGCGCUGAUGCGAUUUGUGCACGAGCCCAUCCCGCAACAAGUCGACCAGGGGCAGAAAGUGUGGAUCUACCAGAACCAGAUCAACAGCGACGCGGAGUGGGUGCCCAUGUACUGCUUCGUGGACAUCGAGUUCCUGCUCGAGGACAUCCGCGGGCUGAACCUGAUCCCGUGGAAGAGCCCGAGCUCAUGGUUUACCCAGAAAGUCGUCCUCUUGCGGUUCACGACCGACGCCGAAGGAGAUGCCGAGGCGCCCGCGUUUAUGAGUGAUAAAGCGGUUGCGGAGGGUAAGAUCGACGGCGCGUUGAUUCUGUUCCAGGAUACGCUGAAAUGGCGCCGUGAGGGGCAGACGGUGCAGAUAGCGAAAUUUGAGACGGAGGAGCAGAGGCUGGAUGCUAUAAAGAAGUACUUUGGUAUUGAGUUCGACGAGGAGGAUCGGGAAGCUAUUCGUGGCACUACGACUGAACUCAGGGAAACUCCUUUCGCCAUUUAGAGUCCAGCCGGGGGGACUUGCUGACAGUAACGACAUCCCCCUUUAUACAUAUAUACAUAGACGGCUUUUACAACGAUGCACUGGCAUAUUCGAACUAAUUUCGUGU
This is a messenger RNA of Daldinia caldariorum, 1332 nucleotides long. Its product is annotated as cysteine proteinase. The record is from RefSeq and is a predicted model, not a curated record. Gene Ontology annotation, molecular function: acetyltransferase activity. The transcript has a single exon. Lineage: Eukaryota; Fungi; Ascomycota; Sordariomycetes; Xylariales; Hypoxylaceae. The coding region runs from base 228 to 1226 and encodes 332 amino acids.